Messenger RNA from Vespula pensylvanica (western yellowjacket), 1575 nucleotides. RefSeq names its product eukaryotic translation initiation factor 3 subunit G (gene eIF3g1). Gene Ontology annotation, cellular component: eukaryotic translation initiation factor 3 complex; cytoplasm. Lineage: Eukaryota; Metazoa; Arthropoda; Insecta; Hymenoptera; Vespidae. The record is from RefSeq and is a predicted model, not a curated record. Gene Ontology annotation, molecular function: translation initiation factor activity; RNA binding. The transcript is spliced from 3 exons. The coding region runs from base 138 to 998 and encodes 286 amino acids.
UGCGGAUAUUCCACCAUUUUUAUAAGUUUCGCGUUUUCUGAUUGACGUACCGUUUGGUUCUUCUCAGUCUUUCAGUCAUAUCUCUAGUUAAUCAUAUCAUAUAUUUUUGCCGAUUUACAAGAAAACGUUGCUAAGAAAUGCCAGUAGCAUCUGACAUAAAGUCCAGUUGGGCGGAUGAAGUCGAAGAAGAAGGAGGAGUAUUGCCCCCACCUUCUGAGGUUUAUGAGAAUGGAUUUAAGAUACUUACAGAAUACAAGUUUAAUCAAGAUAAUAAGAAAGUAAAAGUUGUACGCACGUAUAAAAUAGAACGUCGUAUAGUAUCAAAAACUAUAGCUGCCAGAAAGAAUUGGGCCAAGUUUGGAGAUUCCGUGGACGACAGGCCUGGUCCAAAUCCUGCUACUACGGUUGGUGCCGAAGAUGUGUUUAUGCAAUUUAUAUCUAGUAAAGAGGAAGAAAAUAAAGUGGAAGAAGAUACCCUUGAUAAAUUGAAAAAUAUGGGCGACAAAGGUGUUGUUAAAUGUCGUAACUGUAACGGAGAUCAUUGGACCUCAAAGUGUCCAUAUAAAGAUACUGUACUUGCCGGUGGAAAAGUUCCGGAUGAUAAGAAACCCCUUGUCAACCCUGCUGUUCCUGGCGCAAUAGCUGAAUUGAAACCGCAAGGAAGUAAAUAUGUACCGCCGAGUAUGCGAGAUGGUGGCAAUAAGCGCGGCGAUGCGAUGCAGAUGCAGCGCAGGGACGACACCACAGCCAUUCGUAUUUCUAAUUUGUCUCAAAGUACUACGGAUGCAGAUUUAGAUGAACUUGUCAAACCUUUUGGAACAGUUGUAAAACAGUAUUUAGCAAAGGAGAAACAAACUACUCUUUGCAAAGGAUUCGCAUACGUGCAUUUCAAAUAUAGAGCAGAGGCUGCGAAAGCAAUUGCUACUCUUGAUGGUUAUGGAUAUGAUCAUCUUAUUCUAAGCGUAGAAUGGUCCAAACCGCAGCAACAAAAUAAUUAAUUCAAUUUGAUAUGUAAUAAUAAGAGAAACACGAGUUGUAUUUACAGCAAAAUGCUGGAUUUAAUGAGUGCAUGGCUGUGCCAAGUUGCGGGGUCCCAGAACAAGUAGCGAAUAUUUUUAUGGUAUUCAAUAUUUUCCACUUUUACAUUCGAUAUCUCAAAAUGAUAUAACAUAUAGCGAAAUUAAUCUGUAAUCUUACAAAUUGGACUUUAAUAAGCUAAAAACUAUGUUAUUCCUGAUAUUACGACUUGUCACAGAUUUUCAAUUUUCAAGACUCGGGUCAGUCAUUUUUCUGUAAGAAUCAUGUUUCUUUUUUUUUUCUCUAAAUUGUUUUAUAUUUAAAAUUGAUUUUAAUAGAGAAUAUAUAUAAACGAGUCUUGAUUAUUACUAUGCGUAAAAUUAAAGAUCGUUUAACAGCCGAAUUAUAUCGACACUUUGUAAUGUAGCAAGAUGCAUCUAAGAUACCUACCCUUUCGUUCCAAUAUUGUCAUCAGCGUUCAAUCAAGUUCCAGUUAGAAUGUACAUUUAACUUUGUUUUACCGCACAUUGAUUAUUAAAUAAUUAGGUACUUUACGAA